Molecule: messenger RNA, 1224 nt
Organism: Aspergillus uvarum CBS 121591
Lineage: Eukaryota; Fungi; Ascomycota; Eurotiomycetes; Eurotiales; Aspergillaceae
Exons: 3
Source: RefSeq, a predicted model, not a curated record
AUGGCCUUAUCAGGAGGACUAAGCUUCACCGCAAUGGAGCCUCUGAUUAGCUGGGAUUCGGAGAAAAGGAAGUUUCUUUGCUGUUUGUACCGAUUCUGGGACCGGGAUAUCAACGCUUACAAGGCGGUGUUCGACGCCGUCUAUCAUGACGAUUUGAGAAACGCAGGCUUCAGAAAUGGUGCUCCCAAAGAAAGACUUCGCGGCCAAUGGCACCACUUAAAGUCAAGAGUGCUCCCGGACUGGGUUGACGUUCAUCUGUCUCCCUUCGAUAAGGAGGGACGGUGGGCGCCUUUCGUGGCGACCAUCCGCAGAACUCUGAGAUCCUUGCACAUACACCUCAGGGAGAGCACGGUAGAUCCUGUUGAUGCUGCUACAUACGAACAUGAGAUCGAAGAGCUACCGGCCAAUGUCUCUAUGCAUGGGGACAGGGCCCUUUGCAAGUACGGGGACAAGGUGUGUUUCUGGUGCGUCCAGGAGCGCAUCAUCACAAACACACGAGGAAAUCCAAGAGCGAAAGGAAACUACAUACCGCCAGUACUGUAUCGGUGGUCGAAUGUCGACUCCCAGGGCAUCAACACGAGAAACAUCUUGGUUGCGGGUCUCUUCGAGGAUUGGGACCAGUACUUCUCACCGAACACAAUACGGCCGGACAAGUUCCAGGACUAUUUUCGGAAGCAUGUCCAUAUAGCGGAGGUUCCAUCCCCGUUCAUCUCGACGUGCAAGUCAAUGCUCUCACCAGUGCACCGAGCCAUACGAAACAAAGAAGGUGCUCUCAUCUCCGUCAUUGACACCAAGGGGCUUGACUUCGUGUACUCAGCCAGGAAUUUGUGUUGGCUGCACAAAGUCCGGGUAGGAAAGAGCACCUACAACGGCGCCGGGGAGUUUUUAAUCUGGGGAAAAGUCCCCUCCUCUAACAUAGUCUGUUCCUUCAAAGCCAGCACUUUGGAACAGAUUGCAAAUGAGCACGGUGAUAUUGCUGAACUCCUUCAACUCGACACCAUUGCGUCGUAUGAGCGCAAUCGAAAGGCGUUGCAUACUGCGCUUUCAGAGCAAGGGCAUUAUUCCGACCGUACAUCUGGCAAACUCAUUGGGAAGCUCCUUUCUUUACUUCAAGUUCGAUUUGAGUAUAGUGGUGAGAUCGGACGAGGCAUGUUCUAUUCCUGGCGUCUUCGAAGGCCAGACAAUCCCGGGGAAGCAUUUUACGAGGGUAUACGUGCAGGAUAC